Molecule: messenger RNA, 1150 nt
Organism: Mercenaria mercenaria
Lineage: Eukaryota; Metazoa; Mollusca; Bivalvia; Venerida; Veneridae
Product: ribonuclease H2 subunit A-like
Exons: 8
Coding region: 65-955 (296 amino acids)
Biological process (GO): mismatch repair; DNA replication, removal of RNA primer
Cellular component (GO): ribonuclease H2 complex
Molecular function (GO): RNA binding; RNA-DNA hybrid ribonuclease activity
Source: RefSeq, a predicted model, not a curated record
CUGCUUACAGCAUUUUCUCUUACUGUGCGUUAAAUACUGGUCUGAAACAGACACAAACUUGAUUAUGGAUCAAACAACAUAUGAAAACGAUAACACAAAGAAUUGUAUUCUACAAUCAGCAGUACCGGAACUUACAAAGUUAGAGCCAUGUUGGCUCGGAAUAGAUGAAGCAGGACGUGGACCAGUCUUGGGUCCAAUGGUUUAUGGAACAUGUUACAGUCCUAUUUCCAAGAAACAGGAUCUAGAGGAUCUCAAAUUUGCAGACUCAAAAACACUCACAGAGGAGCAGCGUGAAAGUAUAUUUGAGAAAUUAUGUGGAGCAGGGGAGUUAAUUGGCUGGAUGGUGGAGAUACUUUCCCCAACAUAUAUAUCUAACAGCAUGCUUAGAAGAUUUAAAUACAAUUUGAAUGCUCUGUCACAUGAUUGUGCCAUUGGUUUGAUACAGAGAGUUCUUGAUCAAGGUGUAAAUGUAGCAGAGAUAUAUGUAGAUACAGUCGGAGAUCCAGGAAAGUACCAGGAGAAGUUGAGUGCAUUGUUUCCCGGUAUAGACAUUACAGUGGCAAAGAAAGCAGACGCAGAUUACCAGAUUGUUGGAGCUGCUAGUAUAUGUGCUAAAGUUGCAAGGGAUAAAGCAGUGAAGAAAUGGAAGUUUAUAGAAGGUAUUGAAACAGAUGGAAACUAUGGUUCUGGUUACCCUGCUGAUCCAAAUACAAAGAAGUUUAUGUCAGGUAGUCUAGAUCGUGUUUUUGGAUUUCCACAGUUUGUGAGAUUUAGUUGGUCUACAGCUGAUAAAAUCAUACAAAAAAAUGGAGUCACGUUUAAAUGGGAAGAUGAUGAAGAAGAAGAGAACAAGAAUGUGCAAUCACUUAUCAAGUUCAUGGGUAAAAAAGAGGAGUGUACAAACAGACAUAGAUUCUAUAAAGAAAGAUGCCUCAGUAAUGUGACUAACCUUUAAGGCAUUACAAAUGUGAAAUGAUUCCAAAACCUUGGCAUCCAUUAGGAAAUAGUGAUCGUAAAAUGACGCCAAAACUUUUUCAUGUCAUUUGGUUCCAUGCGCUAGAUAAAUUUUUAUUGUUGAAACCAGAAGACAUAUUUGUACUACCUUUUCUGCAGGACUUAACAAAUAAAAAAAAUUCUAUUUCUUUACAAA